AUGGAGGACAGCUCAGCGGAAGCUAUCCAGAAGCUAGAGCGCAGCAAGUUGGCCUGCACGCUGACGGGCUUCCGCCGCUGCGAGGGGUCAGCGGCGCUGGACCUGAUUCUGCGGCAGCAGCAGCAGCAGCAGCAGCAGCAGCAGCAGCAGCAGCAGCAGCAGCAGCAGCCCAUGGCUUCAAAGGACGAGGCGGCCACUGGCCCCAGCAGCCACCCACCAGAGGCUGCAGCGGCCGGCGCCACCCCUGGUGCUCACGUGCCCAGCUGCGGUGAUGCGGCCCAGUCGGUGCCAUUCGCCGCCCAGUCCGCGGCGCUCACCGCGCUGCAGCUGCGCGAGAUUCUUCGGUUUGACGCGGAGGAUGGGGCGGCUGCGGCAAAGGCGACGAAUGCCGCCGCAGCAGUGUUUGAUGAGGUCGAGAGGGCGGCCGACGCGCUGGGGCUGCCAGAGGCGCAGCUGGAUGCUGUGCUCUUGGCAGUGGACGCGGCGACGGCGGCUCCCCUGGGCUGCCACCGCUUUGUGGUGUCCGACUACCGGCGGCUGCGGCGCGCGUGUGGCAAGGGGGAGGUGGGGCUGGUGAGGGCCUGGAUGGAGCGGAUGGCGGCGAGGGCCGGCAGUGGUUGA
This is a messenger RNA of Monoraphidium neglectum, 621 nucleotides long. RefSeq lists its product as hypothetical. The transcript has 3 exons. The coding region runs from base 1 to 621 and encodes 206 amino acids. The record is from RefSeq and is a predicted model, not a curated record. Lineage: Eukaryota; Viridiplantae; Chlorophyta; Chlorophyceae; Sphaeropleales; Selenastraceae.